Frieseomelitta varia is the source of this 3330-nucleotide messenger RNA. RefSeq names its product pre-mRNA-splicing factor ATP-dependent RNA helicase DHX16 (gene l(2)37Cb). The transcript has 11 exons. NCBI's taxonomy places the organism in Eukaryota, Metazoa, Arthropoda, Insecta, Hymenoptera, Apidae. Bases 424 to 3084 code for a protein of 886 amino acids. The record is from RefSeq and is a predicted model, not a curated record. Gene Ontology annotation, cellular component: catalytic step 2 spliceosome; intracellular anatomical structure. Gene Ontology annotation, molecular function: ATP binding; RNA binding.
UCGCACAGUCGCAUGCUGCAUGUCUCAUGGAUGCGAACCAAUUCACCAUUUAACCUACGUUUUACACUGUGAAGCAAAGUGUUUUUUUUUUAUUUUUUUCGUGAUAAUCGUUCAAAUUAUUUUGUUUAUUCGUAAUCUGUGAACAAGUGCAAUGAACGAACGUUCAUUAAAAAAAAAGAAUAAAGUCUAUAUCUAUUAGGGACUGGAAAAGUUAAAGGAAGUUAACCUAGAACUAAUUACUUCCUAUGUUCGUAUUUUAGUAUAUAUCAUUGUUAUAAAAUAACCGAUAUUUUACGUUUCUCAAUGAAAUAAUCUGUGAUAUUGGGAUAAAGGAAAGGAAAUAUUAUUACGGUGUUUUGUACAAUUUUCUUGUUAUUAAUUGAUAAAAAGUAAACAUAACCUGUUUAUGAUACCAAAUAAACAAUGAGUAAAUACAGGAAGAAAGAAUCCUCAAGCGAGGACAGUGACAGCGAGGAGGAAAGACGUAAAAAAGAUAUUAAAGAAAGAGACGAGUUUGCCAAUCGACUGAAAGCAAAGGAUGAAAGUAAAAUACGAAAAGUGGCUAUGCCGGCUGGUUCAGGAGCAGCUGAAGCUGCCAAGAGGCUUAAAAUUAUGGAGACAGACAUGCGAGAAAAAUUGGUUCCCAAAUUGCGUGUUGAAUCUCGUAGAAAGUAUUUGGAAAAACGCAAGGAAGAUAAAGUGGCUGAAUUGGAAGCUGACAUAAUCGACGAUGAAUAUCUGUUUGAGGAAGAAAUAUUAACGGACCGCGAAAGGACAGAACGAGCGCAUAAAAAGCAAUUGCUUCAGUUGGCCAAAGAACAUGAGAAGGCAAGGGAACUCGAAAGAUUACAGCGUUACUAUAUGCCCUUGGAAAAGGGAAAACUUGCACCGGAAUUGGAAGUACACGAUAAUGAACCGCCACAAUCCGAGCAAAGCAAAUGGGAAUCCGAUCAAAUGUCUUCAGCUGUUUUCCGAUUUGGUGCGAAAGAUAGGAAAGCGCAACAGGACUAUGAUCUUUUGCUGGAAGAUGAAGUGGAAUUCGUCCAAGCGUUACGCAUGCCUGGCAGCGAGAAAAACAAAAAACGCGAAGAUAGCCCUCCGCCGCAAGUAAAAGCGUUACAAACUAUACAGGAGAUGAAAAAGAGUUUGCCGAUCUAUCCUUUUAGAAAUGAUCUCAUUCAGGCUAUCAAAGACCAUCAGGUGCUGAUAAUUGAGGGAGAAACCGGAUCAGGAAAAACUACGCAAAUUCCUCAAUAUUUGUACGAAGCUGGAUUUGCAGAAAAUAAUAAAAUUAUUGGUUGCACACAGCCACGAAGAGUGGCUUCGAUGGCUGUCGCUGCUAGGGUUGCUCACGAAAUGGCUGUGAAAUUAGGGAAUGAAGUGGGUUACGCGAUUCGUUUUGAAGAUUGCACCUCUCAUCGUACUCGUAUCAAAUACAUGACCGAUGGUACGCUGCACCGUGAAUUUCUCAGCGAACCGGAUUUGGCUUCUUACAGUGUUAUGAUCAUUGACGAGGCACACGAGCGUACUUUGCAUACAGACAUCUUGUUCGGUUUGGUAAAGGAUAUAACAAGGUUUCGAACAGAUCUCAAACUCUUAAUUUCGUCCGCCACAUUAGAUGCCACGAAAUUCAGCGAAUUCUUCGAUGAUGCGCCGAUAUUUCGGAUACCUGGCCGUCGGUUUCCUGUUGACAUUUAUUACACCAAAGCACCGGAAGCAGAUUACAUCGAUGCCUGUGUAGUUUCUAUUCUUCAAAUACACGCUACUCAACCAUCUGGCGAUAUACUGGUGUUCUUAACAGGUCAAGACGAGAUCGAAACGUGCCAGGAAAUGUUGCAAGAAAGAGUAAGGAGAUUAGGAUCGAAAUUAAGGGAACUGUUAAUUCUACCUAUAUACGCUAAUCUUCCAAGCGAUAUGCAGGCAAAAAUAUUUCAACCUACUCCACCUGGAGCAAGAAAGGUAGUUCUUGCCACGAAUAUAGCGGAAACGUCAUUAACGAUAGACAAUAUAGUAUACGUGAUAGAUCCAGGAUUCGCGAAACAGAAUAAUUUUAACUCCCGAACAGGUAUGGAAAGUUUAAUGGUCGUUCCAAUUAGCAAAGCCUCUGCGAAUCAGAGAGCAGGCAGAGCUGGAAGAGUGGCUCCAGGCAAGUGUUUCCGAUUGUACACGGCUUGGGCGUAUCAGCAUGAACUGGAAGACAAUACUGUGCCUGAAAUUCAGAGGAUCAAUCUCGGGAACGCUGUGUUAACGCUCAAAGCUUUGGGAAUAAACGAUUUGGUCCAUUUCGACUUCCUGGAUCCUCCGCCACACGAAACUUUGGUUUUAGCCUUGGAACAAUUGUACGCUUUAGGAGCUUUGAAUCAUCGUGGAGAAUUAACGAAACUUGGACGAAGAAUGGCCGAGUUCCCACUAGAUCCCAUGAUGGCGAAAAUGUUGCUAGCUAGCGAACAGUAUCGCUGCUCGGAGGAAGUAGCCACAAUAGCUGCCAUGUUAUCGGUGAACGGAGCUAUAUUCUACAGGCCUAAGGACAAGAUUAUCCACGCGGACACGGCACGAAAGAAUUUCCACAUACCUGGUGGUGAUCAUUUGACUUUGUUGAAUGUAUACAAUCAGUGGAGGCAGAGUGACUUUAGUACUCAUUGGUGCUACGAGAAUUUCAUUCAACAUCGGUCGAUGAAAAGAGCUAGAGACGUUAGAGAACAAUUGGUUGGACUGAUGCAGCGAGUCGAGAUGGAGCUUGUGUCUGGAAUCACAGAAACAAUGAAUAUCAGGAAAGCUAUUACAGCUGGAUAUUUCUAUCAUGUUGCAAGACUAUCAAAAGGGGGUCACUAUAAAACUGCAAAACAUAAUCAAACAGUUUCGAUUCAUCCUAACAGCUCGUUAUUUCAAGAGCUUCCGCGUUGGAUUCUUUAUCAUGAAUUAGUCUUCACCACAAAAGAAUUUAUGCGGCAAGUAACAGAAAUUGAGAGCAAGUGGCUUUUAGAAGUAGCUCCCCAUUAUUACAAACCAAAAGAAUUGGAGGAUUCUACCAAUAAAAAGAUGCCCAAAGUAGCAGGAAGAUCGCGCCCAGAUGGAACCAAUUAAUAGUAAAUGUAAUUAAACAUUCAUAUGUAGAUCUUAUAAUUUACAUAAAAACGAACUUCAAGAACAAUUGGUUUUUGCAACGCUAUUUUUUAAAUGAGACGUAGCUGGAAUAUCAAAUAUUACAAUUAAGCAAUUUGUACCUCUGUAGCCUAUAACUUACCAAUCCAAGAGCAAUGUACAAUAAAUACAUUUGUAAUUAAUAAAUCAUUUGAAAAAAGAAGCUAUACUAUUGUAAAUGCAUUUUAU